Messenger RNA from Colossoma macropomum (tambaqui), 3337 nucleotides. It is a transcript of the gene efnb1, whose product is annotated as ephrin-B1. The transcript is spliced from 5 exons. Bases 789 to 1865 code for a protein of 358 amino acids. Gene Ontology annotation, molecular function: ephrin receptor binding. Gene Ontology annotation, cellular component: plasma membrane. Gene Ontology annotation, biological process: ephrin receptor signaling pathway; axon guidance. Lineage: Eukaryota; Metazoa; Chordata; Actinopteri; Characiformes; Serrasalmidae. The record is from RefSeq and is a predicted model, not a curated record.
GCUCAGAACGCAGCGUCUCCUAGCAGCGCGCGGCACACGGCUCGCGCGGAGCGGCUUUGGGGGGAACUCUCGCGUGGAAUGUUGGAGUUUUUCCUCUUUUUGAGAUGAAACAGAAUCUGUGACGGACUUCUAACGGAUUUCUCCGCCGUCGCUACUUUGUUUCUUCUUGGUUACUUUGUUUCUUCGGCUCCACUGUUGCGUCACUGAUGGAAUCCCUCUUCUCCAGGCACGCGCUGGGCUCCCUUCGGUUUCCUUCUUUAAAGCCUUUUCAUUGAUUUAUUCAUUGUUUUUUUAUUGUUUGUGUUUAUUUGUCCGCCUCUACGUCACUGAUGGGGUCCCUCUCGCGCGCGCACGGCUGAUGAGUGAGUUUUAAGGGGGACAAACUCACUUUUUAACUGCUUAGUUUCUCAUCCGUUUAUUUUGUUGUUAUUAUUAUUAUUAAUAAUAAUAAUUUGCGUUUGUUUUUAUUUGUUUACGUGUUCGUUAUUUUGUGUUCUGCACGGCUCUUUUUCUCGUGUUUACUCGUCAGGACGCGCCCGUGGACGGCCGUUUCAAAGUCUUGUGAGCCGCGCGAGGGCUCGAGAGCUUCCCGUCACCGCGUCACCGGCCCGCACGUGGCGGCCAGUGUCCGGGUGCCAUAGCAACGCUUCACACCUGGACUGGACUGUUCUAUUAUCAUUUUUUUUGAUUGUACGCACGAGCAUCGUUUUGGGCGGACAUCGCGGGAGCUGCUCGCAUCCACAGGGCUCGCGGAGGGGAUGGUGUGUGUGUGUGCGUGAGCGGGGGAGAUGGGAGCGGCGGGGCGGCGCGUGCUGCACCGCUGCUGCUGCGCGCUCGCACUCAUCUGCAGCCUCGCGCUGCUCGAGGCGAAAAUACUGGAGCCGGUGGAGUGGAGUACUCACAACAGCAGGUUCGUUCCUGGGAAAGGUCUGGUGAUUUAUCCUGAGAUUGGAGAUAAGUUGGACAUCAUGUGCCCACGUGGUUCCGUGAACCGACCAUAUGAGUUCUAUAAACUUUACCUGGUGAGGAAAGAUCAGGCGGAGUCCUGUAGCACCAUUCUGGACCCCAACGUACUGGUCACCUGCAACAAACCCGAAAAGGACAUCAAAUUCACCAUCAAGUUCCAGGAGUUCAGCCCCAACUACAUGGGCCUGGAGUUCAAACGCAACGUCAACUACUUCAUCACCUCCACCUCUAAUGGAACACUGGAGGGUUUGGAGAACAGAGAAGGAGGAGUGUGUAGCACCAGAUCCAUGAAGAUCAUCAUGAAAGUGGGACAGGACCCAAACACUGCCGACCUGGCGCCAACAGACGGUCCAGACCGAGAUCAGGACAACGAGAUUAAAGACCCAACAACCAGCCCGGCCAGGAAGAAAGACAGAGACAGAGAGAGAGAGCGAGAGAGAGACAGACCCAUACAGCCCGGGAGUAAAGACACGAGAAACGGCGCUGGUUCUGGUUCCGGUUCCGGUUCUGGCUCCGGUUCCGGUUCCGGUUCCGGUUCGAGUUCCACCGAUGGGUUUUUUGGUUCCAAGCCCGCCGUGUUCGCCUCCAUCAGCGCCGGCUGCCUCGUCUUCAUCCUCAUCAUCAUCAUCCUCAUCGUCCUGCUGCUCAAACUGCGCAAGAGGAGCCGCAAGCACUCGCAGCCGAGGGGCGGGGCCGCGCUGUCACUCAGCACGCUGGCCCCGCCCAAAGGCUCCACCCACGCCGGCGCAGAGCCCAGUGACAUCAUCAUCCCGCUGCGCACCAGCGAGAACAACUACUGCCCGCACUACGAGAAAGUUAGUGGAGAUUACGGACAUCCGGUUUAUAUCGUCCAGGAAAUGCCCCCCCAAAGCCCCGCCAACAUCUACUACAAAGUCUGAGAGAGGGAGAGACGGAAGGAGAAGGAGAGAGAAAGAAAGAGAGAGAAAGAAAGAGAGAGAUAAACGCGAAUAUCCUCACAUAACAUCUUCAGAUAAGACACUGUGGAACAUGCUGGAUCUUUUGUGUCAUGUUCUCAAAACUAUCUGGAGAUUUUGGGGAGGAAAGAAUGGAAGGAGGGAAAAGGGAGGGAUGAAAACAGACGAGUGAAGGACUAAACGGAUUAGAAAAGAGAGAGAAAGAGAUGGAGAAAGAGGAAAAAGAUAAAUGUCUUCAGAUGAGAAGAUGCAUCUUUUUUCUCUCGCAUUUUUAACCAGUUCUGAGAUCUGGAGACGAAAGGAUGGAAGGAGGGAAAAGAGAGGGAUGGAAAAGAGAUGAGUGAUGGACUACGGUUGUAGAAGAACGAGAGAAAGAGGCAGAGAAAGAGAAAACGCCGGAUACGUCUUCAAGUAAGAUGAGAGGGAGGAUGUUGGAUCUUUUCCUCUCGCCUCUCGUCGAGCCUCUCUGGAGACGAAAGGAUGGAAGCAGAAGAGAGGGAUGAAAAACGAGGAGUGAAGGAUAAAUAAAUUCGUCUUGCACUUGUUUCUUCUCACCCGUGUGUCUCUCUCUCUCUCAGUCCAACCUCUAUAGACUCAGGCUGUGGACUUUUAUUAUGGAAAAUCCUCCAGCCAAUCACGGACAGGCUUGGGCUGUUUGUUUUUUCACAUUAGUUAUUUUAUUUCUAGUUUAUUUCAGUUUUUUUCUGUUUUAAAUCACUUUCAUCACUCGUUUCCUUCACUCGUUUACCCAAGAAUUUCUCUGUGCUUUGGUGAUUUAAUGCCCCCGACACACACACACACACACACACACACACACACACACACACACACACAGUGUGAAAGUAUAAAACGUCAUUAUUUUAGCGAUUGUUUACAGAUAUUAAUUUGUGUAAAUUAUACACUACAGCUCAAAAAUUUAGAAUCUUUGUUUUUAAUAAUAAAAAACAAUAAAUAUAUAAAUAACUGUAACUGAUUGUUCUGAACAAUUAAAUGAAGUUCUAAUAAAAGUAAUAUCUGGAAUAAAGUUCUGUUAAUUUCCAGAAUAAAUUUUUAAUAAAAUUUAUAUCCAGAAUGAAGUUCUAAUGAAAACUGAUAUCCAAUAUCAAAUAAAAUUAAAUUUCAGAAUUCAUCAUAUUUUAAAACUGGAGAUCAGAUUUGACCAAAAAUGACCGUAAAUAUAAUCACGUCUGAAGUGUUAAAAUACAGAGUAAAGAGUUUAAGAAAUGCUUUUCAGUGAACAGAUUAAAAUAUAAUAAUAAUAAAAUAUUAAAAACAGGUUCCAGAUUUUUGAACUGAGGUGUUUCUUUGUAUUUCAGUCAGAAAUAAUUUAGACUUGAUCAGUUAAACACACACACACACACACACACACACACACACACACACACACACACACACACACUCACACAGAUACACACACACACACACACACACACACA